AUGUGGGAGUUUGCGAGCGUGGUCGCGUUCCUGGAUUCCUUCGAAGGCGAUCUCAAGCUGCACUCCUUCAAUCUCUCGGGACUCGAGGGAGCACUGGUCGAGCUGGAGCGCGUGGCCGAGGAGCACAGGGUCCAGGCCAGCGCCCUCUCCGCUGCCGCUGCCGCUGCGGCUGCCGACCAAGAAGAGAAGAGCCGCAGCACGACCAACGGUGGCGACACACCACCAUCGUCGUCGCCAUCGUCAUCUUCCGUAGCAGAAGCCGACAAGGUCGUCAAGAAGGAGAAGGAGAAGGAGAAGGAGAAGGAGCAAGAAGAGAAAGAAGAAGAGAAAGAAGAAGCGAAAGAAGAGGAAGUGGAAGGGAAGCAGAACGGUGACCACAGUGAGGCGAAUGGUGGUCACGAAGAAGAAGAAGAAGGAGAAGGGGCGAAAGAGGAGCGAAAGAGGAAAAGGCAAGUGAAGAAGGAGAAAGAGGACGAUGACGAAAGCGAAGAGGCGGGGGAGAAGGCGAAAGAAGAAGAAGAAGAAGGCGGAGAUGAUGACGACGACGAUGACAAAGAACGCGACGACGACGACGACGAAAGGAACGCGAAGAGGAGGAGGAGGAAGAAGGCCAAGGCGACGGAGCCCUGGAUGGAGAAUGCCGGCUACCAGCACCUCGCCAACCUACACAUCGCCCUGCUCAAGAACAUCGUUGGUCGCGGCGCGUCCUUGCUGACGAUGGAGCGAUGGGAGGGCUAUCUGCAGCGGGAGCUGGACAAGCACUGGGACGAGGCCAUGGAGGCCUACUUCGGCCCCGACAAUCCCCUCGAGAAUUCCAACUAUCUCGCCCUCUCCCUGCGAACCAAGGCACGUGUGUUGCUCCUCAAGGUGGUGUGCGACCUCCAGUUGGAUGCCAAUGCGGCUCUGUUGGCCGAGAUACACGAGAUUGGGUCCAAGGGCGACCAUGCGCAGCUGCGACCGACCGCGCUGGGGCGUGACGGGCGAUCGCGGCUGUACUGGUACUUCAGCAGCGGGCGGCACCCGUACCUCUACCGCGAGACGCUGCCGCUGCUCGAAGACGACCGAUACACGAUCAUCAGGCCCGGCAAGUGGAAACUGGUGUGUUCGACGUUGGCCGAAAUCGAGGCCUUCGCGGAUGAUCUGAUCGACAACAAGAACAAACAAGCGCGCCGGCUGGCGACGACGAUCAUGCACGAGGUCGUACCACCGCUGUUCGCCCGGGAACUGGAAGAGGAAAAGGCGGCGAAGAAGAAAGCCCGGUCCCGCAAAGCUGGCAUCGACACCAGAAAUGUUGUGAAUACCAGAUCGAGGCGGGCCAGGAAGGCUGUGGACUACACCUACAACACGAAGGAGUUGGACAAGGCCAUACGCGAAUACAACCAACAACGCGACUCGGACUCGGAUGAAGAAGACGACGGUGACAAGCAGCAAGACAAGACUUCGUCGUCCAAGCGGACCCGACGGACCCGUCGGGCGGCGCCCACAGCGGCGGUCCAGGGCACGCGCAGCUCGACCCGGAUACAGCAAAAGCGAAAGCGCGGCGCAGCCGAAUAG
This is a messenger RNA of Acanthamoeba castellanii str. Neff, 1554 nucleotides long. RefSeq lists its product as uncharacterized. Gene Ontology annotation, biological process: regulation of DNA-templated transcription. The record is from RefSeq and is a predicted model, not a curated record. Bases 1 to 1554 code for a protein of 517 amino acids. Lineage: Eukaryota; Discosea; Longamoebia; Acanthamoebidae. The transcript is spliced from 8 exons. Gene Ontology annotation, cellular component: RSF complex.